AUGGAAGCUGCCUCUGCUCGCGCGGCGGCCCGCGACCGCUGGGGAGAUGUCGGCCGCGCGCCAUCUCAGCUGUUGCGCUUCAUCCAGGGAGCUUGCAGCCCCGAAAACUACGAGCCCAACCUGGCGCUCAAUCUCGAGAUCUCGGACUUGAUCAACAGCAAAAAGGGCACCGCCCCUCGCGAGGCUGCCACUGCCAUUGUCGGCUUCGUCAACCACCGCAACCCCAAUGUCGCCCUGCUUGCCCUCAGCCUGCUCGACAUCUGCGUCAAGAACUGCGGCUACCCUUUCCACCUGCAGAUCAGCACCAAGGAGUUCCUCAACGAGCUGGUGCGGAGAUUCCCGGAACGCCCCCCAAUCCGCCCGACCCGCGUCCAGGCCAAGAUUCUUGAGCUGGUGGAGGAGUGGCGCAUGACGAUAUGCGAGACGAGCCGCUACAAGGACGACUUGGGUUUCAUCCGGGACAUGCACCGCCUGCUCAGCUACAAGGGCUACAUGUUCCCCGAGGUGCGGAGGGAAGAUGCUGCUGUUUUGAACCCCAGCGAUAAUCUGAAAUCGGCCGAGGAAAUGGAGGAGGAAGAGCGAGAAGCGCAAUCAGCCAAGCUGCAGGAGCUCAUUCGCCGGGGCACGCCCGAGGACCUCCAGGAAGCCAACCGCUUGAUGAAGGUCAUGGCCGGCUACGAUACUAGAUCUAAGACAGACUACCGGGCCAAGGCGGCCGAAGACGUCAGCAAGAUCCAGGCCAAGGCGAGACUGCUGGAAGAGCGCCUUGCGGCGUUCCAACCUGGAGACAAGAUGCAGGAUGGCGACGUUUUCAGCGAGCUCGCCGCCGCCUUGCAGAGCGCCCAGCCCAAGAUCCAAAAGAUGUGCGAGGAGGAGUCGGAUGAUCACGAGGCCGUGGCCAGGCUGCUGGAGAUUAAUGACAGCAUACACCGUACAGUCGAGCGCUAUAAGCUCAUGAAGAAGGGCGACCUCGAAGGUGCUGCUAAAGUUGCGGCCGGCGUUCCUCUGCCGUCGCAACCAUCAGGAUCGAACUCUGCGGCAAACGAGUUGUCACUUAUAGACUUUGAUGGCGAUGUCGCACAGAACAACGGCAGCAACGGUGCAGGUUCAUCGCAGGCUGGCGGAUUGGAGAACGAUCUCCUCGGCUUGGACAUUAGCGGCCAGUCGAGCACGUAUGGACAGGGCGGCGGCAUUGCCUUGGGAUUUGACAUUCCUGGGCCCGCGCUACUAUCUUCCCUCACUCAAGGAAGCACCGCCAGAGGAGCUGGACAGAACGACACGCCGCCUCCGUUCUCCCAGUUUGCCUCCUUUACAUCUCCUCCCGCCUCACAGUCCGCCACUCCCCAGCCCAACUUCCAGCAACAGCAGCAGCAGCAGCAGCAGCAGGCACCCCCUCCAGCCGUCUCCAACGCCUUUGCCUCCUUUUCCACCGGCCCUCCCGCGCCCCAGCCCGCAGCCGUGUCCAACGACGACGACGAAUGGAACUUUUCUUCCGCGCUGCCCGCCGAAUCGGCGCCCGCCAAGCCUAGGGAGCAUAGGGGAACCGCCAGCAACUCUGGCUUAAGGACCGACUUCCUGGCAAAGCGCAGCACUGCCGUUAGCAACGCCAUCAACAUUGUGUUUGCCUUUUCAAACAACACCGCGCAACCUAUUAAUGAGCUACACUUUCAAUUAGCCGUCACAAAGGGCUACGAACUUCAACUCAAACCCCAAACAGGCCGCUCCCUCGCCCCCAAGCAGAGCCGCGGCGUCACCCAAGAAGUCGACGUCUGGCACACCGGCAACAGGAACCAGCGCGUCGACUCCGUCAAGCUCCGCUGGCGAGCGUCGUACAAGGUCGGCGAGGAGGUGAAGAAUGAGAUGGGCGAGAUUGCAGAAUUUAGCCUUGCGUAA
Molecule: messenger RNA, 1893 nt
Organism: Trichoderma harzianum CBS 226.95
Lineage: Eukaryota; Fungi; Ascomycota; Sordariomycetes; Hypocreales; Hypocreaceae
Exons: 4
Coding region: 1-1893 (630 amino acids)
Biological process (GO): Golgi to endosome transport; protein transport to vacuole involved in ubiquitin-dependent protein catabolic process via the multivesicular body sorting pathway; Golgi to vacuole transport
Cellular component (GO): trans-Golgi network
Molecular function (GO): phosphatidylinositol binding; ubiquitin binding
Source: RefSeq, a predicted model, not a curated record